GAAUACGCCCAUUAGUGGCGGGAGCAGAGAGACGUCGACGCGGGUAAUGCAGACUUUUCCAUCCUUGGACCACCGUUAAACGGUAGCAGUUGGUAAUGUACAAAACGGCGACAACAACCGUAGAGAGGAAACGCCCACCGCCGGUUAAAAUAUUGUCCGGUCAGCUGAGGACGGCAGAGAGCCGCGGGACGGCCGACAUCGGGGAUGGGUGUGUUAUCAAGCUGGGCAGGGGCCGCGUUCUGCUGGUCUCUCUAGUGUGGAUGCAGGGGACCGUACUGGAGGUCCAGCUGGACAGAAACACCGUGCUGCUGAUGGAUGAGACGGGAACCUUUGCUGUUCAAGGCGUCAACAACAUCCCCAAAGGGAAACCAUGUUUGUCCCAAGGCAAAUAUGUCAUGGUGAUGGGUGUCAUCCAGGCCGUCUCCCCGGAGCCAGUCAUCCGUGCAGUGAAGAUGGCAGACCUCUCUGAGCUCGCUGCGCAUCACCGGCAGAUGUGGAAGCUGGAGGUGGAGGACCUGCAGCAGGUGCUGGCCUGAAUGCCAAACUGUUGGUGCAAACAUCACCUCGCCGGCGGCAGGAUGACCUGCUCCUGUCAUAUCCAGCUGGACCAGUCUAGUGAUUCUUGACAAAUGGAAAAAACUACAGCGGAUUCUGACUGGAAGGUAUUAUGCAAGAGUGACAGUAUGCAUACAGUAUUUAUGCAGUGAGUCUUUAUAGAGAAGAAGUGGAGCUGCAGGCCUCUUAUUGCCUCUAAAAAAGUAUCUGCUAACACUCUGGGAGAAAAAUGACAUCCAGAUAAGGCGCCAUCUUGGCUCGUUAACUUGAUGUAGGAAGCGUAUAAUUUGGCAUUCAUUUAGCGUAGCUAUAAGAUGGUUAUACAAAUAUUAAAUAAAGAUGACUUAGAUUGUCAAGUACUCAACCUACUUUUCUCUACUAUAAACAUAUAGAUCUUUAUGCAUACUGUAACAAGAGUAACAAAUUAAGAUUGUUGUUAAAACCUGUUUUUCAAGAACAAAAUAUUAAACUCCAUCUUGAUUUCAGCAGAAAACAAUGAAAUCACAUUGCAAAAUUGUUAUCCAAGUUCAUGUCCGCCUGUGACCGACUGUGGUGGAAUGUAACAAAGUGAAUUUAAUUGAGUUACUUGUACUGUACUAGAGUAUUUCCAUUUCAUUGUACUUUAUACUUACACUUAGGGCUGGGUAUCGCUAAAAAAUGUUAGAUACUGGCACAGAUACAAAUAACGUGAUUUCGAUACCGGUUCCUGAACACUACUUUUUUCAAUACCAAUUUUAUAUAUCCAUUUAAACAAAAAAAUUACAUUAUGGCAAAAAUCGUAUUUAUUUUUCAGUACCUACUACGUGAGCCCCGUCUCUGUGCAUAACAGUCUCUCAUGCAUUCCUCUACAGCCAAUCAGCAGCAUUUUUAGAUCUUGGUAGAAGCAUGCUGUGUUCUUAUUGGCUCACUGACGCCUAGAUUUACUCCUUAGGUUUUGAAAUUUGCUACUGAAUGAUGAGGCAUUUUUAGGUUAUUUGAUACUAAGGCAAUUCGGUCAGUGCCUCCUAAAAAGCAUUGAAUUCAUUCUGUACCCAGCCCUACGUACAUGUGAGUGAAAUGUACUUUUUACUCAAAUACAAUUGACAGCUGUAGUUACUUUACAAAGAUUUAACAUACAAAAUGAGUUUAUAAAAUAGGAACUGUUAAUUUAUCAGUGAGAAAAUGGACAGAUGAUAGAGUAACAGUCAGAGUACUUUAUAAUUUAUGUACUUUGCUAAUACAUGUAUAUCAAGGUGUUCAAUACAGGACUUUUACUUGUAAUGAAAUAUGUCUACAGUUUGGUAUUACUACUUUAAAUUACCUAGAAGAUCUGAAUACUUAUCCCCACUGGUUACUGGUUCCAGAUGUGUAAUUAAUAAAACAGCAGUUGAACACAGA
Molecule: messenger RNA, 1932 nt
Organism: Perca flavescens (yellow perch)
Lineage: Eukaryota; Metazoa; Chordata; Actinopteri; Perciformes; Percidae
Gene: rmi2
Product: RecQ mediated genome instability 2
Exons: 2
Coding region: 96-536 (146 amino acids)
Biological process (GO): negative regulation of double-strand break repair via homologous recombination; maintenance of rDNA; regulation of sister chromatid segregation
Cellular component (GO): nuclear speck; cytosol
Source: RefSeq, a predicted model, not a curated record